AUGAAUUUAAGUGUUAAUAAAAUAAAUAAUUAUUAUAUAUUAUAUUAUAUUUUAGUUUUGUUAAAAAGUUUGUUUAUUUUAAUUUAUAAAAAUAAAUUAAAUAAAAUUUAUAUAUAUAAAAUUUUUUAUGUUUUAAUUAUAUAUUGUAAAUUAUUUUAUAUUAUAAAGAAGUUAAAUUAUAAUAAUAAUUUAAAUAAUAUAAUAUUUAAUAUAUAUAAUAUUAAUUAUAUAUAUUUUUAUAUUUAUAAAUAUAAGUUUUUAAAUAAAGUUAUUAAAAAUAAUAAUAUAUAUAAUGUAAUUAUUGAUAAAAUAAUUAGUAUAAAUAAAAUAUCUUAUACAGUUAAAAAAGGUAGAAUAAAAAGAUAUAAAGUUAUAUUAUUAGUAGGUAAUAAAUUAGGAUGGGUUGGUAUUGGAGUAGGUAAAAAUAAUAAUAUAAAUAAAGCUAUAAUAUUAGCUAAAAUUAAUGCUUUAAAUAAUAUAUAUUAUUUUAAAUAUUCUAUAUUAAAUAUUUAUAAAUUAAAAUAUGUUUAUAUUAGUAGUAAUAAAUUUUUAGUUAAAUUUCAAUUUAAAAUAUAUAAUUAUUUAAAUAUAAAAUUUUUAUUAUUUAAAUAUUUAUUAGAAUGUUUAGGAUAUUUAAAUUGUAAAAUUAUUAUAUAUUAUAAUGUUAUUUCUAAUAAGUAUAAUUUAUUAAAUAAAUUAAUAUUCAUAUUAUUUAAUUUUUUUAAUUAA
Messenger RNA from Plasmodium relictum, 729 nucleotides. NCBI's taxonomy places the organism in Eukaryota, Apicomplexa, Aconoidasida, Haemosporida, Plasmodiidae. The record is from the annotation of a RefSeq genome assembly.